Lachancea nothofagi CBS 11611 is the source of this 2148-nucleotide messenger RNA. The record is from the annotation of a GenBank genome assembly. NCBI's taxonomy places the organism in Eukaryota, Fungi, Ascomycota, Saccharomycetes, Saccharomycetales, Saccharomycetaceae.
AUGAAGGGCAGGGCAAAUGAGCUUAUGCGCCCGACCUUCUGGUCAGAGGACUACAUUACAGGAAUAAAUUUACUUUAUAAUAAUAUAAAGAAUGACAUCGCGGAGCUGCAAAAGAAUGUCGCGAUUAUUCGAGGUUUCGACGUACGGGUUGUGUCACCAGCGUUUCAUUCACUGGAAUACUUGAUGGGGUCAAAUCUGAGUGAUAAAGAAGAUCUCUCUCUGUGUGCAAACAUACAGCGGCAGCAAGCAAAAGUUCUAGGUGAGUUACUCAAAAAGCUAGAAAUCGUAGAUCAUUCGGAACUUGAGCUAAAUUGCCAGGUGCCGCUGGAAGCACUUAUUUACGAGUACGAGGAGUUUCAUCAGGAGUCACAUCAGCUCCUUAGUCAAAAUUACGAAUCAUACAAAAAACAUCUAUCACUAGCGAAGCAAGUGCGAGCAGAUUUAACAUCGAGGGCAGCGCAAAUUCGACAAGCAUUGAGUCACACUUUACCCUCGCGCGAGGAAAAAGAUGCUGAAAAAUCAACUGCAACGCUGGCAGAAACUUCGUCCCUUUUGCUGAUAUCAUAUCCUUUUAUCAUGGAUAAGAAAUUAACAUUUAAACAAGAGUCCGAAUUGCUUGACUUUUGUGACAGACUGAAGAAAGCCACCAAAACUUCUAGGAGUCUAAUACCAAUUCCCGGCAUGACCAACGUUUAUUUCUCCGGCUCUCAAUUAUUUGAUGGUCUAAAAAAACUGGAGCCGAGAAUGGACAUAUCUCUGUUUAACCUAGAACGCGUGGGUCAAAUUCUAUUAACCGCUAAAAUCAUAUGGCCCUAUCAAAAUAUGAUGGGAUCACAGCCUAGAUUUACAGCUGCCAAAUACUACUCUUGGGGUACGAUUGAACAAUACACUGGUGCCUUAUCUAACCAACCACCACCACGAACUGGUGCAGUUUUCAAUGACUUUUUCAAAAGAAUGAGCAGCAAGUCAAACGAUUGCGAAGUUAUUGCUACACUCGAAGAUCUUGAAGAAAAGCGUCAUGAAUUCAAAGAGUGCGAUAACAGACUUUUUCAAGAAUGUCAAAACCUGGAUUACUGGCGUACUCAACUAGAAUUGGAGCUGCAAAAGGCUAUGAAUCAUUAUUGGAGAUUAAUUCAUCGAAAAACGAGAUGCUUGGAUCAAGUCACUGGCAAAUUUUUCGCUUUGUUACAGGACUCGUUUUCUCUUACAUCUAAACGGGAACCAGUCGACGAACUUUGCGAGAUUAAAAGAGUUUACGGCGCUAACCAUAGUACUGUUGGAUAUUAUAUGCCACAGCCGGGUUUGACAUAUGCCAGAUAUAGCUUGGAUGGCGAAAUGGUGGGACCUGCAAUAUUUCAUACAGAGUUGCAAAGUAUGCCGACAGAUGAGACAGGGUUCGUGAUAGUGCUGGUAUUUUUGAAGACAUACUUGGAGAAGUACAAUGCCGACCAAGUAUUGCAUGCAUGGGCAUUACCUCUAGACUUAAAAAGAGCUUCCAGACUGCGGCGAGACUGUGUUGCUGAGUUUCAGUCAGCCGAGGGUGACCAUCUGACUGCUUUAACACAUUUCAUAGCUAGCAAGAGCCCUGGGCUCAAUGACGUAGUCGCCCUGUUGCAAGACUGGCUGCUAGAGCUUCCUGAUAGCGUGAUUCCUAUGGCUUGUUACGAAGGAAUUAAAGAGAAGGGAGUUGACGGGCUUCGAAGGUCUCCAGGAGAGCAUUUGCUCAAUUUAGCACUUUUAUGUGAACACUUUAAGUGGCUAGUUCAUCAUUGCGGUGCUGAAAGCAUAAGUGAGCUGUUCCAUAGCCGCACAGACUUCCCUUUGUCGCAAGUUUUUGCACGCAGUAGAGUUCAGGAGCCACAGGAUGUGGAGAAAAUGUCACAUACUGUGCAUGACAUUAUGUGCCAAGAAGGUAAUUCGGAAUUUUUCUUGAAACUGGCCGCCACUGAAAAGGAACCCGCAAUUGCAAGAUUGAGUGUUCAAGAGCCGCCCCAGUUCUCAGAUGCAGCCUUUGUUCCUCGCCCUCUCAAAACUGCAAGCACGGGGCCCUCCCCUGUGCCCUCGCGACCCAACAGUAAGCGCAUAAGUGGAAUAGAUCUGUUGGGCAGAGAAAGUGAGAAACAGAUUAGCCCUUCGACUAAAUCAUGA